GAAUGUGAAUGGGAUUCGCAUUCGCAUUCGCAUUCGCAUUCGGGGCAUUCCCUUCUCUCGACUCGUCGAGGCGGGAGGAGCCGCAGCCCACAUGCUCGCCAUUGCCACAGAUGGCGUCCGAAGCAAGCAGCCAAGCGGAAAGCACGCCGCGGAAUCAGCAGCAGGCGGCGGCGGCAGCGGCGGGGGGGAUGCCGUCGCUGUACGGGCGCGCGUUGCCGUCGCCGCCGGCGGUGGAGUUCGCGUCGGAGGAGGGGAGGUGGCUCUUCACGGAGGCGCUGCAGGGCGGGACCAUGCAGGGGUUCUUCAGCCUCGUCUCCUGCUUCCAGACGCAGUCGGAGCCGGCCUUCUGCGGCCUCGCAACGCUCUCCGUCGUCCUCAACGCGCUCCGCAUCGACCCGGGGCGGCGGUGGAAGGGCCCGUGGAGGUGGUUCGACGAGUCCAUGCUCGACUGCUGCGAGCACCUCGACACCGUCAGGACCAAGGGGAUCACCUUCGGCAAGGUCGCCUGCCUCGCCCACUGCUCCGGCGCCGACGUCCGCCCCUUCCGCGCCGACCAGGCCACCCUCGCCGACCUCCGCCGCCACCUCGUCCGCUGCGCCUCCUCCCAGGACUGCCACCUCGUCGUCUCCUACCACCGAAAGCUGCUCGGCCAGACUGGAACCGGACAUUUCUCGCCGAUUGGCGGUUACCAUGCCGGGGAAGACAUGGCGCUCAUCCUGGAUGUCGCCCGCUUCAAAUACCCUCCUCAUUGGGUUCCGCUGCCGCUUCUUUGGGAAGCCAUGAACACGAUCGAUGAAGCAACUGGGCUUCUCAGGGGGUUCAUGCUUAUCUCAAGGAACAAUGGAGCUCCUUCAUUGAUCUGCACGGUGAGUUGCAGAGAUGAAAGCUGGCAAAGCAUGGCAAAGUAUUGCAUAGAAGAUGUGCCUAAUCUUUUGAAGGACGAGAGUGUAGACAGUGUCCUAACAAUUCUGUCGCGCAUAGUAAAUCAUCUUCCUCCCAAUGCUGGAAAUUUGAUCAAAUGGGUCAUUGAAGUUAGGAGAAAAGAGGAAGGAGGAUCGAGAUUAAACGGAGAGGCUAAUGAAAUACCUUUCUUGAAGGAAAAGGUACUACAGCAAAUCCGUGAUACUAAGCUUUUCCGAUUACUCCACAAACUGCAAUGUUCUAAGCAACCAUGUCGUAGUUGCUCAUCUUCAAGGGAUGAAGACUCCAUUGCCCAAAGUGCAGCCAGCGUAUGCUGCCAAGGAGACGCACUGCUAAAUGAGAACCUGUCGACAAGUAAUGGUUUCUGUAUCAGAGAAACAUGUUCUGAAUGUGUUCAGGUGGAUGAUGAAGGGGCUAAAAUUUUCACUACAAGCAGCCUGGUAUCUGAAGGCAAUGAGCAGGGUGUUGAUAAACUGUCACCAAUAUCCUUAUCGGAAACAUGCUCGUGCAAAUCAAAUUCGAGCAACGGAACUGUCAAAAAUCCAUCAAGCACAGAUAUUCUAACUGUUCUAUUGCUCUCGUUACAUCCUAGCACAUGGUUGGGCAUUGAAGGUGAGAAGUUGAAGGCUGAAUUUCAGAGUCUUGUUUCGACAGACAGUCUUCCUGAUGCUCUUAAACUGGAGAUAUUGCAUCUACGGAGGCAACUCCGUUAUCUGAAGGCUUGUCAAGAAAAGGAGGCUUAUGAAGAUCCCCUUAGCAAUGAUGCUUGCUAAGUGCUAACAGGAGAACCCAUUCAAUAGCGAAAUUUACUGCGAAUUGAUGCCAAAAGAAAAGGCUAGGAUGUUAACUACUGUUAAGAGAGGAGAAUAGUACCUCCCUUUCAAAUAAGGACUGUAACAAUUUUCUGAUAAUAAUGACUCGUUGGCACGUGUAGUUCGCAACCGCGAACUGUAGUGUAUUUCAUUGCAUAGCUUUAUUUUUGUUUCUCCCCCUUGCAUAGGUCUACUAGUGGGUUGCAUGGAAAUGGAUUAAAAGAGUUGGUUUUUAAUUUACAUUGCCUUUGUUUCAGUGCA
Molecule: messenger RNA, 1994 nt
Organism: Oryza brachyantha (malo sina)
Lineage: Eukaryota; Viridiplantae; Streptophyta; Magnoliopsida; Poales; Poaceae
Product: glutathione gamma-glutamylcysteinyltransferase 1-like
Exons: 6
Coding region: 9-1694 (561 amino acids)
Biological process (GO): phytochelatin biosynthetic process; detoxification of copper ion; response to metal ion
Molecular function (GO): glutathione gamma-glutamylcysteinyltransferase activity; metal ion binding
Source: RefSeq, a predicted model, not a curated record